AUGGGAAUGGCAGGUAACACUAGUCCCUUUGGGCAGCCUUUCAGUCAAACUGGAGGGCAGCAGAUGGGAGCUACGGGAGUGAAUCCUCAGUUACCAAACAAGCCAGGCAUGGCGAAUAGUUUGUCUCCCUUUCCUGCCGACAUCAAGAGUACUCCCGUCACCAGUGUGCCAAAUAUGUCCCAGAUGCAAACCCAGGUACAGCAAGUGGGGAUCGUACCGACGCAGGCAAUGGCAACUGGACCAACAGCAGAUCCGGAGAAGCGCAAACUGAUCCAGCAGCAGUUGGUUUUGCUGCUUCACGCUCACAAAUGUCAGAGGCGUGAGCAAGCAAAUGGAGAGGUGCGGGCCUGUGCUCUCCCGCACUGUCGAACCAUGAAAAACGUCCUCAACCACAUGACACACUGUCAAGCUGGGAAGGCCUGUCAAGUUGCUCAUUGUGCAUCUUCAAGACAAAUCAUCUCCCACUGGAAGAAUUGUACUCGGCACGACUGUCCUGUGUGCCUUCCUUUGAAAAACGCCAGUGACAAAAGAAAUCAACAACCCCUUUUAGGGUCUCCAGCUGGUGGAAUCCAAAAUUCCAUCGGUUCUGUUGGCACAGGCCAGCAGAAUACUCCGUCGCUAAGUAAUCCUAAUCCGAUUGACCCCAGCUCCAUGCAGCGAGCCUACGCUGCUCUUGGACUGCCGUAUGGCAACCAGCCUCAAACGCAGUUGCAGCCCCAGGUACAAGGCCAACAGCCGGCACAGCCUCAGGCUCACCAGCAAAUGAGGACCAUUAAUGCAUUGGGAGCCAACCAGAUGAACCUUCCCGCAGGAGGAAUAACAACAGACCAGCAAGCUAGUCUAAUUUCUGAAACUGCUCUUCCAACAUCCCUUGGGACAAAUAACCCACUAAUGAAUGAUGGCACAAAUUCUGGCAAUGUUGGAAACCUCAGCUCAAUGCCAACAGCUGCACCUCCUUCUAGUACCGGGGUAAGGAAAGCAUGGCAUGAACAUGUCACUCAGGACCUGCGCAAUCAUUUAGUGCAUAAACUUGUCCAAGCCAUCUUCCCCACUCCUGACCCGGCAGCACUGAAGGAUCGCCGCAUGGAGAACUUGGUGGCUUAUGCCAGGAAAGUGGAAGGAGAUAUGUAUGAAUCUGCUAACAGUAGGGAUGAAUACUAUCAUUUAUUAGCAGAGAAAAUCUAUAAGAUACAAAAGGAGCUAGAAGAGAAACGGAGGUCUCGUCUACAUAAACAAGGGAUGUUGGGGAAUCAGCCAGCCUUACAGACCCCAGGACCUCAGCCCCCUGGUAUCCCACAGGUGGCUGCUGCCAUGGGCCAGGCACAGCCCGUGAGGCCGCCCAAUGGGCCUAUGUCCAUGCCAACCGUGCCUAUAAGUCGUAUGCAGGUUUCUCAAGGAAUGAAUCAGUUUAACCCCAUGUCCAUAGGGAAUGUACAGAUGCCACAGGCACCCAUGGGACCCCGUGCAGCUUCUCCAAUGAACCAUCCUGUACAAAUGAACAACAUGGGCGCUGUUCCUGCGAUGGCAAUGUCUCCUUCUCGAAUGCCUCAGCCGCAGAACAUGAUGGGAGCUCAUUCCAACAACAUGAUGGGUCAGGCUCCUACCCAGAACCAAUUCCUGCCGCAGAAUCAGUUUCCAGCAUCCAGUGGGGCUAUGAAUGUGAACAAUGUGGGCAUGGGUCAAUCAACAGCCCAGGCCGGGGUGGCACAGCAGGGGCAGGUUCCCAGUGCUGCUCUUCCCAACUCCAUGAACAUGCUAGGACCGCAGAGUGGGCAGUUACCAUGUCCACCAGUGACCCAGCCACCUCUACAUCAGACUACACCUCCUGUGUCCACUGCUGCUGGGAUGCCACCUAUUCAGCACCAAACACCAACUGGAAUGACUCCUCCUCAGCCAGCAGCACCCACUCAGCCAUCGACACCGGUCUCAUCUUCAGGACAAACACCAACACCGACACCGGGUUCGGUUCCAAACGCGACACAGACACAAAGCACACCUACAGGGCAGACUGCGGCACAGGCUCAAGUCACACCGCAACCUCAGACCCCAGUUCAACCCCAGUCUGUGCCAACCCCACAACCAUCUCAGCAACAGCCAACAUCUGUGCAGGCACAGCCACCUGGCACUCCCCUAUCCCAGGCAGCAGCUAGUAUUGAUAACAGGGUCCCCACCCCUGCCUCAGUUGCUAGUGCUGAUACGAAUUCCCAGCAACUAGGACCAGAUGCACCAAUGCUAGAAAGCAAAUCAGAAGUUAAAACUGAAGAAACUGAGCCAGAGACUAGUGAGACACAAGUGGAAGCUAAGACUGAGGUGGAGGAGGAUUUACAAGGAUCUUCACAAACAAAAGAAGAAACAGAUGGAACAGAACUGAAACAGGAGCCAAUGGAAAUAGAAGAAAAGAAGCCUGAAAUAAAAGUAGAUGCUAAAGAGGAAGAGGAGAGCGGCACUAAUGGAACCACUUCACAAUCCACAUCGCCAUCUCAGCCCCGCAAAAAAAUUUUCAAACCUGAGGAGCUGCGCCAGGCUCUCAUGCCUACCCUUGAAGCUUUGUACCGGCAAGACCCAGAGUCUCUACCUUUUAGACAGCCUGUGGAUCCCCAGCUUUUAGGGAUUCCGGACUACUUCGACAUUGUGAAGAAUCCUAUGGAUCUUUCAACCAUUAAACGUAAAUUGGAUACUGGGCAGUACCAAGAACCCUGGCAAUACGUGGACGAUGUUUGGCUAAUGUUUAACAAUGCCUGGCUUUACAAUCGCAAGACUUCCAGGGUCUAUAAGUUUUGCACUAAACUUGCAGAGGUGUUUGAACAAGAAAUUGAUCCUGUUAUGCAAUCACUUGGCUACUGUUGUGGGCGCAAGUAUGAGUUUUCUCCACAGACCUUGUGCUGCUACGGCAAGCAGUUGUGUACUAUUCCUCGUGAUGCUGCCUACUACAGUUACCAGAAUAGGUAUCACUUCUGUGAGAAGUGUUUCACUGAAAUCCAGGGGGAGAAUGUCACCCUGGGUGAUGACCCUUCCCAGCCUCAAACAACCAUCUCUAAGGAUCAGUUUGAAAAGAAGAAAAAUGAUACACUAGAUCCAGAGCCGUUUGUUGACUGCAAAGAGUGUGGUCGGAAGAUGCACCAGAUUUGUGUAUUACAUUAUGAUAUUAUUUGGCCUUCAGGGUUUGUCUGUGAUAAUUGUCUGAAGAAAACUGGCAGAACACGCAAAGAAAACAAAUUCAGUGCUAAAAGGCUACAGACUACGCGUUUAGGAAACCAUUUGGAAGAUAGAGUAAACAAAUUUUUGCGGCGACAGAAUCAUCCUGAAGCUGGAGAGGUCUUUGUUAGAGUAGUAGCAAGUUCAGAUAAGACAGUAGAAGUUAAACCAGGAAUGAAAUCCAGAUUUGUGGAUUCUGGUGAGAUGUCAGAAUCUUUCCCUUACCGUACCAAAGCUCUGUUUGCAUUUGAGGAGAUAGACGGAGUAGAUGUGUGCUUCUUUGGCAUGCAUGUACAGGAGUAUGGCUCGGAUUGCCCCCCUCCUAAUACAAGGCGUGUGUACAUAUCAUAUCUGGAUAGUAUUCAUUUCUUCCGCCCCCGUUGUCUCCGAACUGCAGUUUAUCAUGAAAUCCUCAUCGGAUAUUUGGAGUACGUGAAAAAACUUGGGUAUGUGACAGGACACAUCUGGGCCUGUCCCCCAAGUGAAGGAGAUGACUAUAUUUUUCAUUGCCAUCCGCCUGAUCAGAAAAUACCCAAACCCAAACGUUUGCAAGAAUGGUAUAAGAAGAUGCUGGAUAAAGCAUUUGCUGAGAGAAUCAUUCAUGACUACAAGGACAUCUUCAAACAAGCAACUGAGGACAGGCUGACAAGUGCCAAGGAGCUGCCUUACUUUGAAGGUGAUUUCUGGCCCAAUGUGCUGGAAGAAAGCAUUAAGGAGCUGGAGCAGGAGGAGGAGGAAAGGAAGAAGGAAGAAAGCACUGCAGCUAGUGAAACAACAGAGGGAAGCCAGGGCGACAGCAAAAACGCCAAGAAAAAGAACAACAAAAAAACUAACAAGAAUAAGAGUAGCAUCAGCAGAGCUAACAAGAAGAAACCCAGCAUGCCAAAUGUGUCCAAUGAUCUGUCUCAGAAGCUGUAUGCCACUAUGGAGAAGCAUAAAGAGGUCUUUUUUGUGAUUCAUUUACAUGCUGGGCCUGUAAUUAACACUCUGCCUCCCAUUGUGGACCCUGAUCCAUUACUUAGCUGUGAUUUGAUGGAUGGGCGAGAUGCCUUCCUCACCUUAGCCAGAGAUAAGCACUGGGAGUUCUCCUCACUACGCCGAUCCAAGUGGUCCACGCUCUGCAUGCUGGUAGAACUACAUACUCAAGGGCAGGAUCGCUUUGUCUAUACGUGCAAUGAGUGCAAACAUCAUGUGGAAACAAGGUGGCAUUGCACUGUCUGUGAGGACUACGACCUCUGCAUUAACUGCUACAACACUAAGAGCCAUGACCACAAGAUGGUUAAGUGGGGCCUGGGUCUGGAUGAUGAGAGUAACAGCCAAGGAGAGCAACAGUCAAAGAGCCCCCAGGAGUCACGACGACUGAGCAUCCAGCGCUGCAUUCAGUCCCUUGUCCAUGCCUGUCAGUGCCGCAAUGCAAACUGCUCAUUGCCAUCCUGCCAGAAGAUGAAACGGGUUGUCCAGCACACCAAGGGCUGCAAGCGCAAGACCAACGGUGGCUGUCCGGUGUGCAAACAGCUCAUAGCUCUUUGCUGCUACCAUGCCAAACACUGCCAAGAGAACAAAUGCCCUGUGCCAUUCUGUCUCAAUAUCAAACACAAACUUCGACAGCAGCAGAUCCAGCAUCGCCUGCAGCAGGCUCAGCUCAUGCGCAGAAGGAUGGCUACCAUGAACACCCGAAACGUGCCUCAGCAAAGUUUGCCUUCUCCUACCUCAGCAACGCCUGGUACCCCUACGCAGCAGCCAAGUACACCGCAAACGCCACAGCCUCCUCCCCAGCCCCAGCCUUCCCCUGUAAGUAUGUCACCGGCUGGCUUUCCCAGUGUGUCAAGAACUCAGCCCCCUACUACUGUUUCAACAGGAAAACCUGCAAACCCGGUUUCUGCACCUCCACCUCCGGCUCAGCCUCCGCCAGCCGCAGUGGAAGCAGCUCGGCAGAUUGAGAGAGAAGCUGCCCAGCAGCAACAGCAGCUCUACAGGGUCAACAACAUUAACAAUGGUUUGCCUCCUGGUCGCCCAGGACUAGUAAACCCGACGGUCGGUUCAGUGAACCAGAUGCAGCAAGUCAGCAUGAAUGUACCCCGGCCCAACCCUGUAAGUGGUCCAGUGAUGUCCAACAUGCAGCCUGGACAAUGGCAGUCACCUCCAAUGCCGCAGCAGCAACCAAUGCAGCCAGGAAUGGCGAGACCAGUUAUGCCAAUGGCGACGCCACAAGCAGUGGCUGGGCCAAGGAUGCCGGGUGUGCAGCAGCCGCCACGGAGCAUCCCCCCGAAUGCCCUUCAGGACUUACUGAGGACCUUGAAAUCGCCAAGUUCUCCGCAGCAGCAACAGCAGGUUCUUAAUAUCCUCAAAUCCAACCCUCAGCUUAUGGCAGCUUUUAUAAAGCAAAGAACAGCCAAAUAUGUGGCUAACCAGCCUGGGAUGCAGCCGCAAGCAGGCAUACAGCCCCAGCCUGGGAUGCAGCAGCCGCAGACUGGCAUGCAACAGCCAGGCAUGCACGCUCAAGCAGGGUUGCAGAACAUGAACGCGAUGCAAGCAGGAGUGCAGAGACCGAGCGUUCCGCCCCAGCAGCAAGGGAUAGGAGCUAUGAAUCCCCAGGGACAAGCGAUAAACAUUAUGAACCCCGGCCACAACCCUAGCAUGGCAAACAUGAGUCCGCAGUACCGAGAAAUACUGAGGCGGCAAUUACUGCAGCAGCAGCAGCAACAGCAGCAGCAGCAGCAAGGAGGGGCUGGCAUGGCAGGAGGGAUGGCAGGACAUAACCAGUUCCAGCAGCCUCAAGGACCAGGAGGUUACCCUCAAGCCAUGCAGCAGCAGCGGAUGCAGCAGCAUAUAUCGAUACAGGGGGGGUCCAUGGGACAGAUGGCUCAGAUGGGACAGCUGAACCAGAUGGGCCAGCCCGGCAUGGGCGCAGACGGCACUCCCAACAUCCAGCAAGCACUGCAGCAGCGGAUCCUGCAACAGCAGCAGAUGAAACAGCAGAUAGGGUCCCCCGGCCAGCCUAACCCCAUGAGCCCACAGCAGCACAUGCUCUCAGGACAACCGCAGGCAUCUCAUCUCCCUGGCCAGCAGAUCGCCACCUCCCUCAGCAACCAGGUGCGGUCCCCAGCACCCGUUCAGUCUCCCCGUCCCCAGUCCCAGCCACCACAUUCCAGCCCGUCACCCAGGAUACAGCCCCAACCGUCACCUCACCACGUCUCUCCCCAGACUGGUUCCCCCCACCCAGGACUCGCAGUUACUAUGGCUAGCUCCAUGGAUCAGGGACACUUGGGCAACCCAGAACAGAGUGCAAUGCUUCCACAACUAAACACCCCGAACAGGAGUGCGUUGUCUAACGAAUUGUCUCUGGUUGGUGACACCACCGGGGACACAUUAGAAAAAUUUGUGGAGGGUUUGUAGCAUUAUGGGAGCAUCACUUUUUUUUUUUUCCUUUCGUGUUCUUGGACAUUUUGUACUGAAAAUUCAGACAUCUGGGUUGUUUUGAAUCCUAGAUGGAACUGCUGCUUCCUACACAUGGAAGAAUGAAUUGCUGUUUAAAAAAAAAAAAAAAAAAAAACCAAUACAAAGAAUAUAUUUUUUUGUUAAAGCCAGGCGGUUAAAAUAUCUGGUCUCUUUUGUGGGUUUUUUUGGUUUUUAUUUUUUUGUUGCUGUUGACUCAUACCUUUUUUUUAAUGGGGAAAACAAGUUCAUUAUAUUCAUAUUUUUUAUUUGUAUUUUCAAGACUUUAAACAUUUGCGUUUAAAAGAAGAAAAAAUAAUAUUCAGAAACUGUUUCCUGAAAUAAUGCAACAUUAUAAUGUAUCCCGGUAACUUUGACACGUUGCGGGAAGAUUUUUUUUCUAUAGUGAACUCUGCAGGCGUUUGAAGUA
Fulmarus glacialis (Northern fulmar) is the source of this 7060-nucleotide messenger RNA. RefSeq names its product CREB binding protein (gene CREBBP). The transcript is spliced from 29 exons. Gene Ontology annotation, molecular function: zinc ion binding; transcription coactivator activity; histone acetyltransferase activity. The record is from RefSeq and is a predicted model, not a curated record. Gene Ontology annotation, biological process: positive regulation of transcription by RNA polymerase II. The annotation marks the transcript as partial. Lineage: Eukaryota; Metazoa; Chordata; Aves; Procellariiformes; Procellariidae. Gene Ontology annotation, cellular component: nucleus; transcription regulator complex; histone acetyltransferase complex.